GUUUCGAAGUCGACGCGGUUAGCCAACAAAAACGGUUGCGACGGAUUGUCGCCAACUAACAAACAACCGCACUAUCGUAGCGCUAUCUCACUAUCACCAAAUCUGCUCCUAUCAAAAUUCCUAAUUUCUUGGAUCUGCCAGUUAAGCAGAUACCGCUAUAAUCUUUCUAUUUUGAGGAUAAACAAAUCGCCGACGUUACUCAUACGCCCCGUUAACAGAGACACAAGCAAGCACCACAGACCCGCAAAAAGUAAAAGUAAUAAUUGCCGGGCAGAAAAAACAGUGCGAUAAUAACAAGCAAACGGGCGUCCAGAGACGUCGAAAAUAACACAAAAACACUAUAUCUAUAAAUACUUAAUAGAAACAGAAAAAAACCAGAAAUGGAUCACAAAGCAAUCGCAAGUCAAGUGCGAGGUGAGCUAAACCUACGCACAGCAUUCGAUCUACUAGACAGAAAUCGUGACGGCCGUGUCACCGCCAACGAGCUGCAGUUUAUGCUAAAGAACCUGGGCAUUAAUGUGCGUGAUGAAAUCAUACACGAUCUCAUACGUGAGGCCAGCCACUCAGGCAAUGGCUUAAUCAACGAGGCUGAGUUCCUGCAAUGGGUUGGCAGGAUCCAGGCCCUGCGGGACGAGCAGCAGCAACAUGAGGAGAGCGCCAGCAACAGCAAGCCGGCGGACGAGGCCGAUGAUGUCACCGAGGACUUGAUAGCCGCAUUUAGAGUAUUCGAUCGUGAUGGUAAUGGAUUUAUAACGCGCGACGAGCUGCAGACCGCCAUGGAGAUGAUUGGGGAGCCCUUGAACGAGGCGCAGCUGGAGCAGCUCCUGGCCAUCGCCGACUUGGACCAGGAUGGCCGCAUCAAUUACGAGGAAUUCACGAGACUUCUGCUCUAAGCAAUUUACGUCUGACAUGGAGACAUGGUCGAGACCACGAGCCCCAAAAAACAAUUGCAAGUGGAAUGCCAACCGAGUUACCCCUUCAGCAUAAUUGUUAAGCUAUUAAGAAUAUACUCAGACAUGCAGAAAAUAAUGAUGCAAUACAAGAGUUGCAGAAAAUAAUUGUGUAAAAUUUUAUACAAACCAAAAACAAGGAAAAAGAAUUAUUUAUACAAGGGUAUGAAGGAAAAUGUGCAAGGCAGGCCACACAGAUACACACCCAUACCAGCAAACAUUAUAAAGUUUUCGUUUCAUCAAACACCCAAAAGAACACACAAGCAUUUUCAUAUGUAAAUUAGUUUCAAAGUUUUGUCGAUUCUAAAAUGUAAAACAUUCAUUUUGUCUAUGAAUUAAGUUAAUUGCGGAAGCAAAGUUAAAUGGAAAAGUUAAGAGUUGUUUUUCUAUACGAUUGGCGAAGAAUUGUUUAACCAACACAGACACAUACACCUACACACACACACAUACAUAAACAAAAACAUAAACAUAUAAAUGCAUAUUCGGAUAAGUCUGAGCGCGUGAGUGAUAUUGUGUUUAGGGUGCUGCAAAAACAAAAGCAAGCAUAAAUAAUAAAAAUAUGUAGUCUUUGAUGGGAUAACGAUAUAAAGAUGAUGACAGCUUCCCUUACCAGGUCAUAUAUUUUAAAAACUGCAAUUUAUUUGCACAUUCUAGAAGCAAGAUUAUAACCUAUUCGUUAUAAUGAGCAAAUAAAUGUUUGUAAAAUACAUGGACCUGUUAGGGACUUAAUUUGUUAAAAUCCUGAUAUCCGAAUCUAAUUAAAGAUCAUCAGAUAUAUAUUCAUAUAUUUGUAUUUUAUUGUAGUUAUGCUGCUUUCAAUGUAUGCGUGUUUCAAUACCCCAAAAACAACAAAAAUUGUUUCAAAAUUGUUUAGGCUAAGAAAAUAAAUGUUAACAAUUUAUAUAAGAAAACCAAA
Messenger RNA from Drosophila bipectinata, 1866 nucleotides. It is a transcript of the gene Eip63F-1, whose product is annotated as Ecdysone-induced protein 63F 1. The record is from RefSeq and is a predicted model, not a curated record. Gene Ontology annotation, molecular function: calcium ion binding; enzyme regulator activity. Lineage: Eukaryota; Metazoa; Arthropoda; Insecta; Diptera; Drosophilidae. Gene Ontology annotation, cellular component: cytoplasm.